Nasonia vitripennis (jewel wasp) is the source of this 1730-nucleotide messenger RNA. RefSeq names its product carboxylesterase clade A, member 8 (gene CCE-A8). Lineage: Eukaryota; Metazoa; Arthropoda; Insecta; Hymenoptera; Pteromalidae. The record is from RefSeq and is marked provisional.
UCUACAGUUUGACUUGAGAUGUCUGCGGUGGCCGGACCAGAAGUGAAGACAAGAAAUGGAAACCUUCGUGGUCUAAAGCAAACAAGUAUUGAGGGUUUCGAUUUUUACUCAUUUAAAGGGAUUCCUUAUGCUAAACCACCUGUUGGCGAGCUUAGAUUUAAGGAUCCGGUUCCGAUCGAACCAUGGAAAGGUACACGAGACGCAACAGAAUUUGGACCAAUGGCUGCGCAGUUCGAUAUAGUAUCGAAAAUCACGGACGGUUCAGACGACUGUUUAUAUUUAAAUGUUUACACGAAGACCUUAGAUACAAAUGAACGACGUCCAGUUAUGGUUUACAUUCACGGAGGCGGAUUCAUAUUCGGAUCGGGCAACGACUUCUUUUAUGGACCUGAUUAUUUGAUGAGAAAAGAUAUUGUGCUAGUAACAAUAAACUACAGACUUGGAGUAUUGGGUUUCUUGAAUUUGGAGCAUGAAAUUGCGCCAGGAAAUUCUGGUCUCAAAGACCAGGUUUUGGCUCUAAAGUGGGUGCGCGACAAUAUUGGAAGCUUUGUUGGUGAUCCCGAUAACGUGACCAUUUUUGGAGAAAGUGCAGGAGGCGCUUCAGUACAUUAUCUGACUGUUUCGCCAUUGGCGAAAGGUCUGUUUCACAAGGCGAUUUCUCAAAGUGGAGUUUUCGUGAACCCGUGGGCGGCCGUACCCGGAGAUCCAAAAAAGAAAGCUUACAAACUUUGCGAACUGCUGGGAAAGAAAACUACCGAUCCAGUUGAAAUAGUCAAUUUGCUGCGAACAGUCGAUGCCUCGAAAUUAAUCGAACUCCAGGAAAAAAUUCAAGGCGAAGAAAUAAAGAAGAACUUGUUGAGUGCCUUCGCUCCAGGUAUCGAUGACAAAUCACCAAAUCCUUUCAUGCCAUUCUCGCGAGAAGUCGCUGUUGAACACGCAGCCCAUGUGCCUUAUCUCAUCGGAUACAAUGAUCGCGAGGGGACGUUUUUGUACAAAAUUUUCGAAGAUGCGGACUACGAAGAUAAAAAUGUGAACUUCGAAGAUUACGUUCAUCCUCACGUUUCGGAAAUGCUCAAGAGGAACAAACUGAAUGCAAACGAUUUGAAACGCUUGUACUUCAAAAAAGAGAAGAUAAGCAAAGAUACUGCUCUGAAAUUCGUAGAUCUGAUGAGUGAUGUGUAUUUCGUCGAAGGAAUUCACAGAGUGGCUAAGGUACAAGCAGAACGCAACUCUGCAUCUACGUAUUUGUAUCAAUUUACAUACGACCAAGGACCCAACUUCACCAAAGGGAUGUUCAACAGUGAUAUAUCUGGAUCAACGCACAUGGACGAGCUGAUCUAUCUGUUCAGUAUGAAGUUUCACGAAGCUCUCGACAUGGAACCCAUUAAAAAAGUUUCGCCUCAUUUCAGAGUAAUGGAACAGAUAGUAGAAAUGUGGACCAACUUCGCUAAAUACGGGCGACCAACACCUGUCCUCACCGAGCUUCUACCAGUGCACUGGUUGCCACUGACCGAUGGCACGGUUCUUCGUUACCUAAACAUUGGGGAAGAGCUGCGCAUGGAAAAGGUUCUAAACGUCGAGGAACGUUAUGCUUACAAGGUGAAGCGCCAUCACCAAACUUAUAAUCACUGAACUCGCAAGAAAAGAUAGCAUGCGUUUACAGAGAAAUCACGUUUAUUUAUCCUCUUUUAUUACCAUUGUAUAAUAAAAACAAAAUCAGACUUCCAAAA